AUGCCAGAUCGCCCAAGCCUAGACAGGGGAAGUCGAGAACCAGAGGUCAAGUCCGAACAACGGACCUUCCGGCUCAUUUUGUGCAAACAUUUUCCCCGUGUGGACGUAAUACCUCAGCUGAACUUUCUGACGCUUUCAACGCUCGUUCAUGAUAAGGAGAACGCAAUACGUUUUUUGCAAAGACACGGAGUGAUCCAUCAGCAACAUAUAUGCAACGAUGGCCACCAAAUGACACUUUCAACUGCUUCUGACAGGUGUAAUGCCCGACAGUGUCAGCAAGAAAUCGGUCUUCGAAAGAGAACUUGGCUGGAGCGGUCUAGGAUGGAGUUUGGGACAAGAAUUGUAUUCAUUUAUUUCUGGUUCAAAAAUUUGAGGAAUUAUCUAUUAGCCCUACGACCGCUGUUGACUGGAAGAACUUUCUUCGCGAAGUUUGCGCCUGGUGGCUCUUGUAGACUCCAGCAGUUAUCAGCGGCUCAAGUCUACGCGACGAGAUCGAUGAAACGCCAAUAUUUCGCCGUAAAAACCACGCAGGGCGAGACCUUCCCCGCGAUUAGUUAUUCUGUCGGGCGGUUCCAUUGGUUGUUCUUUUUAUCCCGUGUCCUCAUUCGCCGAUCCCCACUUUAUCAGCUCCCGGCUCCAAUGAAUAGCUACCUAAUCCACCUCGCCAAAUCAUCGGCGAACGAAACUGUGGCAGCUAAAACCACUGUAUGA
Molecule: messenger RNA, 711 nt
Organism: Opisthorchis viverrini
Lineage: Eukaryota; Metazoa; Platyhelminthes; Trematoda; Opisthorchiida; Opisthorchiidae
Exons: 5
Coding region: 1-711 (236 amino acids)
Source: RefSeq, a predicted model, not a curated record